UCUUCGUAAUGUCGAUUUCUCUGAAAGCACCUUCUCUUCCUGGAACGAGAUCAUCCGCUAACUUCUCCAAUCGGUUUGUCACUGGUCGAGCGGCUUUCUCUCCGGUCCAGAAGCUUCGUCCUUCCAUAGAUGGCACAACAUUACCCCGACGGAAACUGAGUUUCCGCACGCGAACGGUUGUUCAAUCGGUUUUGGAGACAGAGAGGAGUACCAAGACGGAGAAGCCAGUGAGAUUGGUUGCUCUGGUCGGGAAAGGACAAGUAAGCCCACUCAAAUCCACCUCCUGGCACGAAGUUAUGCUCCACACUGCAAGAAGACUAAAAUGGGUUGAUGAAGGUUACGAAAUGCUCGUCUUUGAUGAUGGAAUCUUACGAUCAAAUGAUCAAAGAGCUAUGAAUCUGAAGAAGGAACUGAACCGGACUGAUAUCUUGGUUGUUGUUGCUGUUAACAACUCAGAAUCUGUUAAAUGGAUUCAGACGAACAGCAAGAACAUCAAAAACGUGAUUUGUUUCGAGUCUUCUCCAGAUUUGAUGAACAGGCUCGGAGGCACUGAUUUCAAAACCGGUGAUACAGACAAAGAAGGAACGGAGGUUGUGAAGACAGUGGGAGAUGCUUGGGAACGCCGCAACUCUGAUGACAUACGGUUCUGUUUGCUUGUCAUCAUCAACGCUUACGUUAGACCAGUUCCCGUGUUGCAGAACCUGAGAUCCAAAGGGUUCUCGACGCUUGGUUGUAUGGUUAAAAACUGUGGACCUCAGAUUCUGAACUGUCUCUUGGAUCCGAAUUGUCGGAAAGCUCUUCAGUGUUUGAACAAAUGUAGUCCUGUGGACCAGGUGUGCAGCUACAGAUGCAUUGCUUCUUACGAGAGUCCGUACUUUGAAGCCUUCUCUCUUUGUGUACUACAGAAACACAACUGUCUAGAGCUAGAUGCAAAGAUCCCUGAAAAGCCUUAUGUGCCUCCCAUGACGAGUUUUCGAGGGAAGGAGUUAUGUCAUGAGACAGCAGAAGACCUUUUUGUUGGAUGGUUAGGGGACUUGGACUGGAGCUGGCGUGUCGCGGCUGGACAAAACCCGGCUUAUGAUCAGUUCCCGUGUCAGUACCAGCUUUUCUACAGAGGUAAAGGGAAGUCAUCGUUUUGGUACGAACCUGUGUUUCAGGUGAGGACGCUUGAAGGGAAGCUGGUGUGGAGAAGGAGAAGAUACUCGGUUAAGAGAGGAAAGACUCCUGCAACGUUCCGUCUCAGUGUUUUAGACAAUGGUGUGGUGUCAAACGAGUUUUGGACUAUUGUGGAUGUGUGUGAUGAUCUCAGUUGGGGACUGUUCCAUUACAAUGGAGCGGCUCGUGUUGCGGGACAGUCUUACACCGGAGCUGUGCUUGUGACACCUGAUGGUUCGUACCCGGCAGAGAAGGAGAGGGAAAGAUUGCAGUCAGCAUUGGAGAAAUGUGGGAUUAAAGAGUGGGAGCUCUUUGCUGUUGAUAACUGUUCUUGUGAGAAUCCUCCUUUGGGGAUACCUGAAGGCUCUAGACUGCAUUCGAAAAUCAGCACCAUCAAGGAACCGGACUCGGUUCAGGGCGUAGAGAUGUAAAACCUAGAGAUUAUAUGAGAUAUCAAAUAGAGUAGAAAGUUAUGAGAUUAUCAACUUUUUUUACAAGUUAUGUAACUUGCAUACAUGUACAAAAAUUUAAUCUCAAGACAAAAGCACUCUACUGUUUUUGUCUGACAAAG
Messenger RNA from Brassica oleracea var. oleracea, 1726 nucleotides. RefSeq lists its product as uncharacterized. The coding region runs from base 9 to 1586 and encodes 525 amino acids. Gene Ontology annotation, biological process: xanthophyll cycle. NCBI's taxonomy places the organism in Eukaryota, Viridiplantae, Streptophyta, Magnoliopsida, Brassicales, Brassicaceae. The record is from RefSeq and is a predicted model, not a curated record. Gene Ontology annotation, molecular function: violaxanthin de-epoxidase activity. The transcript is spliced from 2 exons.